AUGGGAAGCCAGCCAGAUCUGUCGAAGGAGCAAUUGUUCCGAGACGCCAAUCAAGCUCUCGACUACGAUGUUCUCAUCGUCGGCGCCGGCCUCAGUGGCAUCUUUUCACUCCAUCGCAUGAGAGAACUUGGUCUGCGGACCAAGGUCCUCGAAGCAGGCCCCGAGGAAGGUGGAACAUGGUUUUGGAACCGUUACCCAGGCGCGCGAUUCGACUCCGAGAGCUAUUCAUACAUCUUCUCAUUCUCACAGGAGGUUCUGGAUGAGUGGGACUGGACCGAGCACUUCUCUCCUCAGCCGGAGACCCUCAAAUACAUCCAAUACCUUACCAAGAAGUUUGACCUCAAGAGAGGCAUGCAAUUCAACACCAGGAUCAAGUCAGCGCAUUUUCAGAAAGCGACACAGUCGUGGCUCUUGACGGAUACGGACGGCAAACAAUACACCUGCAGAUACCUGGUCACAGCGAUGGGCAUUCUCAACGAGCCGACGCUGCCUAACAUCCCCGGCGUGCACGACUACAAGGGCCAGGCCUGGCACACCGCCAGGUGGCCAAAACACGCUUCUAUGGAGGAGCUGAAGGGCAAGCGCGUCGGCAUCAUCGGUACGGGCGCAACGGCCAUCCAGACGAUCCAGGAGAUCUACAAGUCCGUAGGCAGCCUAACUGUCUUCCAAAGAACGGCAAACUGGACUGCUCCACUGAGGAACAGCAAGAUCAGCCCAGAGGAGAUGAAGGAGAUCCGAAAGAGCUACCCUGAAAUCUUCAGAAAGUGCCAAGAGUCGUACGCGUGCUUCGUCCACGUCGGCAACAGCCAGAGCGUCUUCGACAUGACGGAAGAGGAACGCCACAAGCAGUGGGAGGAGCUCUACGCCCAGCGCGGCUUUGCCAAGGUCCUCAGCAUCUCUGGCGACAUUUACACAGACAAGGCGGCGAACAAGCUGUACAGCGACUUCCAGGAGAAGAAGAUUCGCGCGCGCAUUCGCGACCCCAAGGUCGCGGACAAGUUGAUCCCCAAGAAUCACGGCUUCGGCACUCGUCGUGUGCCCCUUGAGAGCGGAUACUACGAAGCCUUCAACGAGCCCCACGUCACCCUAGUGGACAUCAAGGACGACCCUAUUGAGACCGUCACCGCAAAGGGUAUCAAGACGCAGAGCGAAGACUUCGAGUUCGAUAUUCUCAUUUACGCCACGGGCUUCGACGCCGUGACGGGAUCGUUCCGGGCCGUUGAUUUUGAGGGCUUGAACGGAACCAAACUCAAUGACGUAUGGAGUGACGGUAUUCAGACCUUCCUUGGUCUCACCGUCAAGGAUUUCCCCAACAUGUUCAUGAUCAUGGGCCCGCAUCAAAUGUUCGGCAACAUCCCCCGAAGUAUUGAGUAUGCGGUGGAGUGGGUUUCAGGGUUCAUCCGCUAUGCUCGGGACAAUAAUAUCAUCUACGCCGAGGCCACGGAGGAGGGAAUGGCCAAGUGGACGGAGCAUGUGUGGAAGUGUGGCGAAGGACUUCUCGCGAAUGAAGUUGAUUCUUGGAUGACGGGUGUGAACAAGAACUUGGCGCACAAGCAAAAGAGGUCGAUGACCAGAUACAACGGUCCGGCACCUGGAUACAGGGGCCGAUGUGAGGAGGUGAAGGAGAGGAGCUAUUCGGACUUUGUAUUAGCAUGA
Messenger RNA from Verticillium nonalfalfae, 1656 nucleotides. RefSeq lists its product as uncharacterized. Gene Ontology annotation, molecular function: N,N-dimethylaniline monooxygenase activity; NADP binding; flavin adenine dinucleotide binding. Lineage: Eukaryota; Fungi; Ascomycota; Sordariomycetes; Glomerellales; Plectosphaerellaceae. The transcript is spliced from 2 exons. The record is from RefSeq and is a predicted model, not a curated record. Bases 1 to 1656 code for a protein of 551 amino acids.